CGAGCUAUAUAACAGAUGCCGCUAGGGGUUUUUGUUCAGAGAGUACACCUCCUAACCCUAGGUAAUUUCUUGCUUCCUGUCCGGUGUGAUUACUGUUUUUCUCUCCAGCUUUCAGUAAGUAACAGGAAGUUUGCCAUGGCGCUCCGGUGUUUAUAACAGUUAAAAAAAAAAAAGCUUGGAGAGUGCUCUCUGAAGCUCAGUGUUUCCGGUUUGCGCGUGCCGUGUUGUGGACAGCCAGGCUGCCGCCAAGAGGUCUCCCCUCUGCCGCAGUGCGCGCGAGCCCGGAGCACACACCACACACUGAGCAGAUCAAACUGAGCAUGGCUGCACUUUGCACAUCCUUCCAGUGAUCAUGCAGAAGUGGCCCCUGCUCAAACACAUGCCUUCGUAAGCAAUUCCAGCUUGCUGUUUCAUGUACUCUGAGCUGUCUUCAUUUUUUUUUUUUUUUUUUUGUUACUUUAAUGUUUAGUGAUCUGACGCAUGCUUUAGCUGUGUUUUAUUCUCAGCCAGCAGACAUGGACAUCAAAUCAUCAACAUAGAGCUUAGAAUCAUUUAAAGAUGUUGCUCUGCUGUGUGCUGAUAUUCUUCCUUGCUCAUAAAUACUUUUUAUGCUGGAAAUUUCUUUAAAAAUGUGUGAAUGAGCCUACAUCUAAUUGCAUAUCAGUAAAAUUUCAUGAUCAACCAAAUCUUGUCUUGAUACAAUUAAAAUUUCACUGAAGAUGCUUCAGAGAGACUUGGACCAGUUUUAUUUUAAUUAAAUUAAAAGUUUUACAGCACCCAAUGUGCUUUAAUGUGUUUCCACUCUAGUUAGUGGGAUUUAUAAAGAAAAUUGACGCACAUCAUAAUGACAAAUUGACAUGCAUCAAGAAACAAGCCUUUCAGAGAGCUUAAGCCCUCAAAGUUGCUAAAUUGCCUGAUAUAAAAGUGAUUCUGAAAAUGAUUGACUUCUUUGACAUUGUUCUUUCUUCCUGUAGUGGAAGAAAGGAACAGGACUAUGCCCUUGCACACUUGAUUCAGCUUGUAUGACCAGAUUAUGGUUUAAUACUAGCAUGGAGAGUGAGAUGUGUGGUUGUCUGGUCUAAAAUGCAUUAAUGAUUAACUAUCAGGUUUGGCAGGGGUUGGUGAAAGCAUUUGCUGAUCUCUAGAUGCACAGAAUUAAUUUGGCUCAUCAUUAAAACUAGUGUUUCUUGCUGGAUAGUUUUGGUUAACUACUCUAAUGCUCGGGGCUGGACAGGGGAAAUGGUGAAAUCUGUACAUUGGUGUCUAAGCAAAGGCUUUUGCUCCCUUUAAACAAAUUGCACUGUCUUUUUGGGAAAUGCUGCAUUAAAGAAAUUCACUCUGUAAUGAUCUGGUCCUUUUAUUUAUUCUUUUAUUUUAAAUAAAAAAAAAAAAAAAAUCUUAAAAUACUUUGCUUGUAGUUCCUCUCUUUGCAGGUUGCUCCACUAGAGGUCACUACCUUCUCAACAUGUAUGCCCUUUUUAUUUAUUAUUUUAAGAAAAAAAAAUCCAAUUUCUUUGCCUUUCAGAGUCUUCUUUCUCUUGACAAGACGAAGACUGGACAAAUCUGCUGGCUUUUUGAGGCAACACCUUUCAGCUUUACCAAGAAGUCUCAUUUCUGUUCAGUGUAUGAUCUCUGUUGUUAGGUUAAAUACCUACUUGAGAGUAGCCUAUAGGCCUACAAUUUAACCACAAAAUAAAGCCAACAGCUAUUUUAUUGGCUGGAAUACUUAUUUAUGGACAUUUGUGUAAUUGUGUAGUAGAACAUUUAAUCCUCAGGGCUGAAUUCUUAAUUAACUUUAAGGACUACCUAAUCAUAGCAAUGGAUUAAACUGAUUUGGAAAUCUCUUCAGGUUACAGAACCAGAAUUAAAGCAGAUUUGUUCUAAGCACAUGACCUGCAGUGGAAAUGUGGACAGUCUUCUAUGUAUCUAUGUAUCUAUCUAAUGCAUUAGCAUAAUGAAUAUUAAUACCGUGUUAUGCCUUUAGGGUAUAAACAGGGUUAAUUUAUUAGGAUAAAAUGUAAAUGUAUUAAAAUAUAAUGCACCUGUAUAAUUAUGUAAUAGAAUUUUAGAUAUAUGUAGAUAGAGUAGGCAAUGCAAUGAUGAAGCAUUAUUUGUGUACUGAAGAAAUAGCUUGUUUUUUAUUCACUGCAAUGAACUAGCCAUAAGUCAGUGAAUGCAGUUGAGGGAAGAGCGGAAAGGUUGGAUGUGAUUCGCCGGAGUCUCGCGCAGCCGAGUCUGCCCUUAACGGUGCAUUCAAACUGAACAGAGCUUCUGUGAUUAACCGAAAGCUCGUAUUUGCACGUGAAUAUUAUUCUGUAGCCGGAGCAUGCUGAGAUUGUUUUGAUCGGAUGGAGCUGCUGGUGGUGCUGGGCUGCUGAUGCGGCCUGAGCGGAUCCGCUGCUGUGAUGGCGAUGGGUAAAUGGCUGCUGUACGCCGGUCUCGCGCUUUCUCUGCUCGCUCUGUGCUUCCUCACGGUCGCGAUAUCCUCCGAUCACUGGUACGAAACGGACGCCAGGAGGUACAAAGAGCGCUGUCGGGCUUUCUCGAGCCGUCGCACCGACCCGGGCUUCAUCUACAUCCCGAGCCACAGCCUGCCGCUGCGCGAGCCGCGGCCACUGAUGCUGCGCGAGCGGAGGGAGCUGUUCGGCGCGAGCGCGGCGGACGAGUGCAAGCGCCGCUACAACUCCACCACCGUGGGGCUGUGGAGCAAAUGCUACCGGCUCGGCUUCGACCAGAACAUCGAGGAGCUCAUUAAGAAAGGGACUAUCGAGAGGUGCUCCUACAUCAAGUACUACUACACUUCGUCGACUCUGGUGCGUAAGGGUAUCUCUUACAAUAUCACCAAGACCAUUCAGCAGGACGACUGGCAUGCCUUGCAUCUGCGCCGGAUGACAGCGGCCUUCAUGGGCAUGGCUCUGUCCAUCAUCCUGUUUGGCUGGACGAUAGGACUGCUGGGCUGCUGCUGGGAUCAGGGCCUCAUGCACUACGUGGCUGGCCUGCUUUUCCUCAUGGGAGGUACGUUUUGCAUCAUCGCUCUGUGUACCUGCGUGGCUGGCAUCAAUUUUGAACUUUCCCGCUACCCACGCUACAUAUUUAGCCUCCCAGAUGACAUAAGCCACGGUUACGGCUGGUCCAUGUUCAGCGCCUGGUGUGGUUUGGGUCUGACACUUAUUGCUGGUUUCUUCUGCACUCUGGCACCUUCUAUUCAACCUCCACCACCACCUAGCCGUACCCCCUACCCCAAGUCCCGCAUGGAGAAUGGCACGGUGUGCUAAACUACUAUGGAAAGGGCAGGAGGCGUGAAAGAAUACAUGCCUUAACUGUGUGUGUUCAGAGUGACAUUCUGAACUUUUUAAAGGGAGUGAACACUCCAAAUGUAAGCAUGGACUUCCUGUGUGUGGACCACUGCAGUAAAAGCAGUUGUACAGAUGUAUAAACGCACUUGUCUUGACGUGAUCAGAAUAUCCUCGAUGGAGCAGUUCUUGUUCUUUUUCAGUGUGCAUUGUGCAUUUUCUUGAUUUGAGAACAUUUCACAAGACACAUUCACAAAGACAUCAAAGUUAAAUAUAUAAAUAUAUAUCUGAUGACAAUAAUGUGUCAGUAACAUUACGUGCUGUUGUGAUGUGCCCAUUAGAUAAUAAAAACUCUUAUUUUAAAA
Molecule: messenger RNA, 3658 nt
Organism: Pangasianodon hypophthalmus (striped catfish)
Lineage: Eukaryota; Metazoa; Chordata; Actinopteri; Siluriformes; Pangasiidae
Gene: tmem178ba
Product: transmembrane protein 178Ba
Exons: 4
Coding region: 2406-3275 (289 amino acids)
Cellular component (GO): membrane
Source: RefSeq, a predicted model, not a curated record